Messenger RNA from Mesoplodon densirostris (Blainville's beaked whale), 1711 nucleotides. RefSeq names its product bystin like (gene BYSL). The record is from RefSeq and is a predicted model, not a curated record. Gene Ontology annotation, cellular component: cytoplasm; preribosome, small subunit precursor; nucleolus. Bases 70 to 1371 code for a protein of 433 amino acids. Gene Ontology annotation, molecular function: snoRNA binding. Lineage: Eukaryota; Metazoa; Chordata; Mammalia; Artiodactyla; Ziphiidae. The transcript is spliced from 7 exons. Gene Ontology annotation, biological process: rRNA processing.
CAAGCGCAUUUAGGGCUUUUUUCCCUUCAUCUACACGUGUGAAACUUCCCGGCAAGGCUUUCGAGAAAAAUGCCCAAAUUGAAGGCGGCCCGCGGGGCCAGGGGUCAGGAAAAGCAUGCGCCCCUGGCCGAGCAAAUCCUGGCUGGGCACGCGGUGCGGGCAGGGGCCCGGGAAAAGCGACGGGGUCGCGGAACCGGAGAAGAGGAGGAAGAGUACGUGGGGCCCCGGCUGACCCGACGGAUUUUGCAGCAAGCGCGGCAACAGCAAGAGGAGCUCGAGGCCGAGCAUGGGACCGGGGGCAGGCCCGCGGCGCCGCGGGAGCGCACCACGCGGCUGGGAGUGCCACAGGAUGGAUCAGAUGACGAGGAGUGGCCCACUCUGGAGAAGGCUGCCACCAUGACAGGGCCAGGCUACCACGCGGAGGUGGUUGUGGACCCCGAGGAUGAGCGGGCCAUUGAGAUGUUCAUGAACAAGAACCCUCCUGCCAGGCGCACCCUAGCUGACAUCAUCAUGGAGAAGUUAACUGAGAAGCAGACGGAAGUCGAGACGGUCAUGUCCGAGGUGUCAGGCUUCCCUGUGCCCCAGCUGGACCCCCGGGUCCUGGAGGUCUACAGAGGGGUCCGGGAGGUGUUGUCUAAGUACCGCAGUGGGAAACUGCCCAAGGCAUUUAAGAUCAUCCCUGCCCUCUCCAGCUGGGAGCAAAUCCUCUACGUCACAGAGCCUGAGGCCUGGACCGCUGCUGCCAUGCACCAAGCCACGAGGAUUUUCGCCUCUAACCUAAAGGAACGUAUGGCCCAGCGCUUCUAUAACCUGGUCCUGCUCCCCCGGGUACGAGAUGACAUUGCUGAGUACAAACGACUCAACUUCCACCUCUACAUGGCACUGAAGAAGGCUCUAUUCAAGCCUGGAGCCUGGUUUAAAGGCAUCCUGAUCCCGCUGUGUGAGUCGGGCACCUGUACCCUCCGGGAAGCCAUCAUCGUGGGCAGCAUCAUCACCAAGUGCUCCAUCCCUGUGUUGCACUCCAGUGCAGCCAUGCUGAAAAUCGCAGAGAUGGAGUACAGCGGUGCCACCAGCAUCUUCCUGAGGCUGCUGCUGGAUAAGAAGUACGCACUGCCCUACCGGGUGCUGGACGCCUUGGUCUUCCACUUCCUGGGUUUCCGGACGGAGAAGCGUGAGCUGCCCGUGCUCUGGCACCAGUGCCUCCUGACUUUGGUCCAGCGCUACAAGGCUGACCUGGCCACAGAGCAGAAGGAGGCCCUCCUGGAACUGCUCCGGCUGCAGCCCCAUCCCCUGCUGUCCCCCGAGAUCAGGCGUGAGCUUCAGAGUGCCAUCCCCCGAGACGUAGAAGACGUUCCCAUCACCAUGGAGUGACGAAGCGGUGCUCGUCCUGGUCUGCAGGGCAGGGGAGGACUCCAGGAUCCCUGCUGCUGACUGAAGGUGACACUGAGCCUUUAUAGCUGAAGACCCAGUUCAGGGCCACGAGAGGUCACGGGCCUCUGAUUCCCCAGUUCCUGACGGGGAGAACUGAGUCUGGCCGGCUCUGUCUUCCAUUCUAGGCCUGCAUCCCUGCUCAGUUCUGGGACCUGACUUGAAACUCCACAGCCUAACCGUCCCACUUCCCCGCUGGGGGGUUGGAGUGGGUACUUUCUCUCAGGCUGUUGUGUCAGUUCACUGGGAGGUAGAUAAAAACAAGAGGCAGGUAUUUAUUGAA